AUGGCCUUGGUCCUGCAGCUGCUGCUGCCUCUGCUGCUCUCAAAGGUUCAGGGGAAUCCCGAGGUUUCCCUGAAGGGCAACCCUGGGGACCGGGUGAAUCUCUCCUGCAUAGGGGUCUCUGAUCCCACCCGCUGGGCUUGGGCGCCUAGUUUCCCAGCAUGCAAGGGCCUGUCCAAAGGGCGCCGUCCGAUCUUGUGGGCCUCGACGAAAGAGACGCCAACUGUGCUCCAGCACUUCUCCGGCCGCCUGCGUUCCCUAGACACUGGUAUCACGAGGCUAGAGCUGCUGCUGAGCGCCGGGGAUUCUGGCACCUUUUUCUGCAAAGGACGCCAAGAGAAUGAGAGCCGCACAGUGCUUCAAGUGUUAGGGGACAAGGCAAGUUGCCGGCCUUCGGGAUCUACUCACGGGUCCGAAUAUCCCAAGGUCCUGAUUCCGCUGCUAGGCGCAGGGCUUGUGCUGGGACUGGGAGCCUCGGGCUUGGUCUGGUGGCGGCGCAGACGCUCGCCCCCGCCCCCACCCCCGCCCCCGCCUGGACCACUACCCACAUUUGCUCUGUCCCUCCCUCCCACUCCAGUCAUAAAUGCUGAGCCACAGAAGCCUUUAGAACAGGAGUCCAAGAUCUCAGGACACCUGGACCAGGAGCCGAGCCUCCACUAUGCUGAUCUGGACUACUCUGUCCUUGGGAGGCACCGCCGGAUGUCCACAGUAGUCCCUGGUGAUGCCUCCACUGUCUAUGCGGUUGUAGUAUAAAGGGAAGCCCUUGUUCUGCCAACCCUUCCAAUCUGGGGCUUCCCUGUAUAACCUCAGCUAGAAGGGGGAGGCACCAUGGACAGAGGCACUAAUCUAGGAGCCCGGCUACCUGGCUUGCGCUCUAUGCCACUUCAGUGUUUUCAGCCUCUUCCAUCUCUGCUAUAACAUCUUUCCUUCUCCGCCGAUGCCCACUCUAAAGAUGAUCAAGUUGUCCGUCUUUAGUUUUAACUCCCAAAUAGAUAUCUUGUCUGUUCCCCUCCCUUUCUGAUCAAGCUUUUUUGUUGUUUUUCGAGAAGGGGUUUCUUUGCGGAUCCUUGGCUGUCCUGAAACCCUGUAGACCAUAGACCAGGCUAGCCUUGAACUCAGAGAAUUCACCUGCCUCUGCCUCCCAAUUUCUGAGUUUAAAGGCACUGCCUGGCCCAAUCAAUCAUUUUGAACUUUAGACAUAGACCUGCCUCGUUUUUCCUGCCUGACUGCACUCUCUCGGCUCAUUGACUGCAGCUGCUCAUCCACUCAGAGGUUGCCAGUGAUGUCCUACCAAGUGAUAACAUUCACCCCUCUUUAAACCAGGGUUUACUUUGUUGCUAUUGUCCUUGUAGAUGCCCUGCGGCUCUGCUUGCUUCUUUGUUUCUCCUCUUUACUCCUCUUCUAGGAAGCUAGCCAGUCAAUCCUCAGCCCCGAAAUGACACCCAGUAUUCCCUCCAACCCAGAUCUCAGACCUAGUACACUCUGUCUGGACAGCCUCAGGCAUUUUGCACAAGGCUGCCUGGGUGGCCUCAGGCAUUUCGCCCAAGUCCUGUCAAACCUGACCCAGUCAUUUCUUAAGUCAUCCCCUGGGUCUUCCUCUGAAAUCUCUUGAAGAACCCAAGUUGCCCAAGCCAUAAAGUGGGAGUCAGAGUACACCACCACCUUCUCUCCCACACAAAGACUUAUCAGGACGCCCCCUCCCGCUGCCUUUCCACUCCUUUUAAAGACAGGCUCUCCUGUGGCUGAGGCUGGCUUUGAAAUCCUGCCUUCCUUACCUCCACCUUCAGUGCUGGGAUAAGAGUGAUUGUAAGCAUGCACCACCACACAAGGCGUUGUCUGUAGUAGGUCACUGUCCUCUCUAUCUGUCUCCAUGCCCAAUGCUGCCACCGAAUAUACUUUCAUUAUUUGCUUCAUGGGUGACCCACAGACCCCUCUGAGCUUCCUGUUCUGCCCUUCCUAUUCAAAGCCAGAGAGAUACUGCCUGGUAUCAACCAUUGGUUCUCUCUCAAAGCUUCAGCUCUGGGGACGUGGGCGUGGGCUUUGCAUAUAGGCUCCAGCACUUGGCCCCCUCUUAGGCCUAGCCAUCAUUUUCUGUGUACACGUGCCCUCCUUAGAGAGUUUCUCCGCAAUGUUCUCCCCACAAUACUUGUUGACUCUUUGAAAUAAAUUACAUUUUCUUGAUUCCUUUUUCCUCUUCCUCACUUCCUGCCCAGAUAAUUUAUCCUCCAGCAGGAUGUCAUUCACAUGUAGCUUUUUCUGGGAUACCCUCACCCCAAAUGCUUGCCUACUCCUGCACAACAUUUGAUGCUCUUAGAACCCCUCUGGUUUUUCCUCAUAGAAACAGACUCCAGCAAAUAAAUCACCCCAUUACAACACGUCUGUCAGAUUAUAAGAAAAUAUCAGAAAGUAUGAGUUUCCCUUUUGAUAUCACUGUUGACCUGUGGGACAUGAAUGAGAGUCCUGGAAAACAUUCCUUUCUUCUUUACCAAAUAAAAGCCGGCUUGUCAUCCACCA
This is a messenger RNA of Grammomys surdaster, 2511 nucleotides long. It is a transcript of the gene Mpig6b, whose product is annotated as megakaryocyte and platelet inhibitory receptor G6b. NCBI's taxonomy places the organism in Eukaryota, Metazoa, Chordata, Mammalia, Rodentia, Muridae. Gene Ontology annotation, cellular component: plasma membrane. Bases 1 to 750 code for a protein of 249 amino acids. Gene Ontology annotation, biological process: platelet formation; blood coagulation; integrin-mediated signaling pathway. The transcript has 6 exons. The record is from RefSeq and is a predicted model, not a curated record.